CAAGAUACAAUGUCGCUUGAGAUUCGCUUGAACUAGGCUAGCGUCUUUGUCCUGCCAAUUUAAGAACUCGUUCUUUUUAAAAGUGAUAAAAUGGGCGGUCAAAAAUAGAAGAGGCGGUGGGAAUUGAGGCCUGCUUUCUGGAGUUCUCUGCGUGCCCCUCGUUUUCCCCGUCCAAGUCUCUUGCCCAGCACCGUUGUCUUGAACCCUCCAAUAGACCUCUCGGACCCAGGUCAGUGCGACGUGCAACGGACAUCAUUGCGGCGUAGAACUGGCAAUCUGUUUCUAGACUCGCUCUCUUCGCCUCACCGUCAGACCACAUUUACGCUUGUUUGUUGACCUCGAUCGGUAUUCGGACUCAGGAUGUCAGAUCCAAUGUACGCCAGGUCAAAGUUCCUGUCAAAAGGGCCCCUGGACCCGAACGAAGCAAAGUGGACGAGACUAGUUAAGACCACUUAUUGCGACCCCAAUGGCGUCGAGAGAACUUGGGAGUCGGCGGAAAGACAGACUCGACCUGCAAACUGUGAGGUAGAUGGUGUCGGAAUUGUAACCAUUUUGGACAAAUCCAGCGGCCCGGAGCUCCUCCUUCAGAAGCAAUACAGGCCGCCAAUCGAUAAAGUCGUCAUUGAAGUGCCGGCUGGCCUCAUCGAUCCCAAUGAAACUGUCGAGGAGUGCGCUGUGCGUGAGCUCAAGGAGGAGACAGGGUAUGUAGGCGUAGCCGACGCGACAAGUACGGUCAUGUACAACGACCCAGGGUUCUGUAACACAAACUUGAACAUGGUCCAUGUCCGCGUGGACAUGUCUCUCCCUGAAAACCAAAAUCCCAAGCCACAACUUGAGGACAACGAAUUCAUAGAGUGCUUCACUCUGCCGCUGGCUUCCUUAUUUGAUGAACUGAAAAGACUGGAAGCCGAGGGAUAUGCUAUUGAUGCCCGAAUUGGGACAAUAGCGGAAGGCAUCGAACUGGCGAAGAAACUGAAGCUCUGA
This is a messenger RNA of Aspergillus nidulans FGSC A4, 984 nucleotides long. Its product is annotated as ADP-ribose diphosphatase. Gene Ontology annotation, biological process: ribose phosphate metabolic process. Lineage: Eukaryota; Fungi; Ascomycota; Eurotiomycetes; Eurotiales; Aspergillaceae. The coding region runs from base 361 to 984 and encodes 207 amino acids. The transcript has 4 exons. Gene Ontology annotation, molecular function: hydrolase activity; metal ion binding; ADP-ribose diphosphatase activity. The record is from RefSeq and is a predicted model, not a curated record. Gene Ontology annotation, cellular component: mitochondrion.